Molecule: messenger RNA, 396 nt
Organism: Staurois parvus
Lineage: Eukaryota; Metazoa; Chordata; Amphibia; Anura; Ranidae
Source: the annotation of a GenBank genome assembly
AUGGCGAAGCUUUUGUAUGCAGCGGCGGUGUUGUUGCUCUUUGCAGCCUGCUAUGGGGCGAUGUUGGUCGGGGCUCCGAGGGAGCUGAGUGUUGAUGAUGAGAAUGUGAAGGACGCGCUGAAGUAUGCCAUGUACGAGUACAACAAGGCCAACAAUGAUAUGUUCCAGAGCCGCCCAGUGAAGGUGCACAACGCCACCGUGCAGCUGGUAAAUGGAUUGAAAUAUGACAUGAACGUGGAAAUUCGCCGAACAGUAUGCAAAAAAACAACCACUGCUAUUAACGAGUGUCCAUUCCAUGAAGAACCCUCUCUUGCUAAGGCUAAAACGUGCCACUUCAUAGUGGUGAAUUGUAAGUGGGCAUCAAAAAUUUACACGGAGAAAGUGGAAUGCCAAUAA